UUAUCUCAAAGAACCCAAUAAAAAAAACAUGCAAACAGGAAAAAGAAAGCCACGUCGUUGUCGACUGUGCAAGGUUUGGCAGCUUCCCAUGCAAAGUCUUGGUCGAUGUUGGUCCAAUGAUGAAGUAGCUGUGGACAUGUAUUAGCUCGUAGUUAUACUCUCUGACCAGGUAUGCAUCUUCUUCCUCGGUUUCGUUGGUGUCGGCAUCAAAUCAUGUCAUUGACUUUGCUCCAUUAUGGACAUAUGACCACUGUGUGUAAGGCCACUGUCUACCUUAAUCAAGGGCAUGUUGUUCAUGUAUGUAUGAUCAUCCAUCAUGGUGGCACGCUUCUUGAGAUGCACACGAGGCCACUGAUUGCUGUGAUUUUUAUCAUCUCCUCUCUCUCUCUCUCUAUCUCUCUCUUCAUGGUAGGGAUUGUCUAGUUCUUAUCUUGAUGUGAAUGUAGGGCGUCAUCAUGUUUGGACCACGGCAAUGAAUUAUAUCAGGAACACCCAAGUGCUGAGGGAAUAUUUCAAUUGAGCUGUAUCCCUGCUCCACCCUACACCAGUAGAUGAUCACAGAGUUUGGGUGGAUUCUCUGCAUGGAUCAUAACCUGUUUCUCAUACGGCAUUAUGAAAGUGUUUGGCUCCUUUUUGUUGAUCUCUCUGUGCAUAAUCAAUUCAAUUCGACAUUAGCAGAUGUGGAAGAGAUGGCUCCUCAUAUUAGCAGCAGCAGCAGCAGCUUGAGAAGGUAGCUUUCGGACGUGGGGUAGCAAAAGCACUUCAGUGAGACAGUAUUGUGGAUCACUACACCGUCAAACACCCCCUCCUCCACACAAAUCUGCAGUAGAGUUCGUGCCAUGGCAAGGCAUGUUACGAGAUUCCUUGUACGGUAUAAGGGAAGGCUUCAAAUCUUGCGCGUCUAUAAAACGGCAGGCCAUCUGCCAUGGGAGCUGCAACACAAAGAGAGAUCUCCACUCUACCUUCUGUGACUCUCGAAGCCCUUCGACAUUGCUGAGACUUGACAGAGGUCCACAUGGAAGGGAAGAUGAGUUGGUCUGUGGCGGAUGCAGUGGAUUACAAGGGAUCACCGGCAGACAGGACUAAGACUGGUGGUUGGAUACCUGCUAUGCUCAUCCUAGUGAUUGAAAUAUGCGAAAGGCUAUCCACUCUGGGGAUUGGAGUCAACCUGGUGACAUACUUGAGUGGCACCAUGCAUCUUCCAAGUGCAGAAUCUGCAAACGUCGUGUCCGACUUCAUGGGCACAUCUUUUCUUCUAUGCUUGCUUGGAGGAUUCCUCGCUGAUGCCUACUUAGGCCGAUACCUCACCGUCGCCAUCUUCUCUGCGGUCCAAGCAUUUGGAACAGGGAUGCUCACUGUGGUGACAAAAUUGCCUCAGCUUCGGCCACCACCUUGCGGUAGCUCUUCGGGUGCAAGCAAAUGCCACCGAGCAAAUGGCUUCCAGAUCGGCCUCCUGUACUUGAGCUUGUACUUGAUCGCACUGGGGACCGGCGGGCUCAAAUCGAGCGUUUCAGGCUUCGGCACCGACCAGUUCGACGAGAAGGACGAGAAGGAGAAGAGUCAGAUGGCGUACUUCUUCAACAGGUUCUUCUUCUUCAUCAGCACCGGCAGCCUGUUUGCGGUAACCGUUCUGGUCUACAUCCAAGACGAGGUGGGGCGAAGUUGGUCCUACGGCAUCUGUUGCAUCUCCAUGCUUCUUGCCGUAGUGCUGUUCUUGUCCGGCACAAGGAGAUACCGAUUCAAGAAGCGCUCGGGGAGCCCCAUCGUUCACAUUCUCCAAGUGCUCGUUGCUGCCUUCAGGAAGAGGCAGCUCAAGCACCCUGCAAACCCUGCCUUCUUGUUCGAAGACUUCCCUGAGGCCUCCAGAAUCCAACACACAGAUAAAUUCCGUUUCCUCGACAAGGCUGCGAUCGGCGAGGAAUUCCAUGGCAAGACCUCAACUAUGAACCCUUGGAGACUUUGCUCGGUAACAAGAGUUGAGGAGGUGAAGAUGAUGAUCCAGCUGCUACCCGUAUGGGCCACGACGAUCAUGUUCUGGACCAUAUAUGCUCAGAUGAUGACAUUUUCUGUAGAACAAGCGACGACCAUGGACAGAUCCGUCGGUAGCUUCGGGAUUCCAGCAGGGUCACUGAACGUCUUCUUCGUCAGUGCCAUCUUGAUCACCCUAGCGAUCUAUGACAGAGUCAUCAUGCCUGCCAUGAAGAAAUGGAAGGGCAAACAAGGCUUCACCAACCUGCAAAGGAUCGGUCUCGGGCUAACCUUAUCCAUCAUGGCCAUGGCGUCGGCGGCGCUCACGGAGGUGAAGAGGCUCUCGGUGGCUCGGGAAGCAGGCAAGGCUGCUGCUCCCAGAGGCGCGGCGCUGCCCAUCAGCGUCUUCACGUUGGUACCGCAGUUCUUUCUCGUGGGCUCGGGGGAGGCGUUGAUAUACACCGGGCAGCUCGAUUUCUUCAUCACACGGUCACCGAAGGGGAUGAAGACGAUGAGCACCGGCCUCUUCCUGACCACGCUGUCACUCGGCUUCUUCCUUAGCAGCUUCAUCGUCUCCAUCGUGAAGAGUGUGACGGGCGGCGAGAGCGGGCAGGGAUGGCUGGCUGACAACAUCAACCAUGGGAGGCUGGAUUACUUCUAUGGCCUUCUGGCCGCACUAAGCGCUCUAAACUUGGCAGCUUUUCUUUACUGCGCGACAUGGAUCAAACCAGAGAACGCUGGAGAUGGGUUGGAGAUGGCAAGUGCAGCCAAGAAUUCACCUGCAGAAGACAAGUGCUAAGAUAUUGCUGCUAGUUCCUUGCACUAUUGGGAGCUUUUCUGUCUUCUUCUUCUACAUUGAGCAAAGCAGAUUGGAAAUGAAGUGAAGAAUCUAAAGAAUGGAAAUGUGCUCAAACAAAGGCAGGUUUUAUUGCUGACAGAAUGCAUGCUACUUCAUGUGAUGCUUGAUGGAUCUGCUUGUUAUGGUUCCUUACAAACUCCACUAAGUGAUGCAGUUUAAUCCA
This is a messenger RNA of Musa acuminata subsp. malaccensis (wild Malaysian banana), 2990 nucleotides long. Its product is annotated as protein NRT1/ PTR FAMILY 6.2-like. The record is from RefSeq and is a predicted model, not a curated record. Gene Ontology annotation, biological process: transmembrane transport; oligopeptide transport. NCBI's taxonomy places the organism in Eukaryota, Viridiplantae, Streptophyta, Magnoliopsida, Zingiberales, Musaceae. Gene Ontology annotation, cellular component: membrane. Gene Ontology annotation, molecular function: transmembrane transporter activity.